CACUCUGCGUGUUCCCGCUCCGUUCAUAACAUCGAUUUCUGUCCGAAUCCGCGGUUUGCGCUCUUGGUGUUACUAAAUUGAACUGCGUGGAUCUUCCAGGUCUUUGCCGCGUUUGGGUCUACUCAGCACGCAACACGGGCGCAUCUAUUUAGUAAUCCGUGCUUCCCCGUACUGACAAAAGCUUUUAAAUGUUGUCGAUGGCAUGGCUGCUCAUCUCAUCGUUCUUUUCCUCUUCAGUGUGCUAAAAGGAGUUCACAGCAUAACUACUGUCAGUAAAGUAUCAGUGAAAGCUGGGAACUCUAUCUCCAUCCCAUGUCUCUAUCACUACCAAUACACAGACCAUGUGAAGUACUUGUGUAAAGGAUAUUUUUGGCCGUCCUGCAGACAUGCAGUGAAAACAAAUGAAGCAGACCCUUCAGGAAAAUAUUUAAUCUCUGAUGACAAAAAACAGCAAAUUUUCACUGUGACUAUAAACCGUCUGACAAAUCAAAACACUCAUUACUGGUGUGGACUGGAGAAUAGAGCACUAGAUAAUGGAGUGUAUUUUCAGCUUUUAGUCACCAAUGGUACUCCAAGUCUCUAUGUUGAUCAUCAGAGGAUUACAGGAUAUAUUGGAGAAAACAUAACCAUCAGAUGUCACCACAGUAACUCUGGAGAAAUGAAGUGGUGCAGGCUGGGCAGGAACUGUGUGACAGGAUCAUCUGGAUCUAUAGAUGGAACAACAGUGACCGCUCAUAUGAGCGAACCAAAUGUUUUCACAGUGACCAUGAGUGGACUAAAGUCAGAGAACAGUGGCUGGUAUUGGUGUGCUAAAGGUGACAUUCAGAUACCAGUAUAUUUAACUGUUACUGAGAACACUACCACUACCCCUACUACUAUCAGUAUUAUUUCUCACGCUGUUGCUGGAAAUGGAAAAAUUAGUACAAUGGAGCAAUGGAAUAAUUUUACAAUUGUAGAAAAUAAACAACACAGAGCUUCAUUUCCCCCAAAGAUCCUCAUCAUCCCUCUGAGUGUUUUGAUUGUGAUCGUAAUUGUGGUGCUGUUCAUCUGGUUUAUACUGAGACACAAACAGAGCAAAGCAGAAUCAUCAGUCACAGCAAUUGUUGGACAGGAAGUAACAUACUCUGAAGUUAGAACCAAGAAAAAAUGUUCACCCAAGGCUGGAGACAAAGUAACAUACUCUGAAGUCAGACCCAAGAAAAAACGUUUACCCAAGAGUUCAUUUGCUGAAAGUGACAUGGAACUCGUGCACAGUUCUGUUGUUGAGAAACAGCGUAAUAAAAGGGCUGAAGGAAAAGAAACAGAAGUUACAUACAGCACAUUAGCUAAUCUCUACUGAAAUGCUUUGACAUUUUGCAAUCUUAACUUUCUCUGUACCUAUGUUACUGGAGUCCUUAUGAGAUAAAUGACAUAAUGUGUUAUCUGAUGUCAUCAACAUGUUAUGUAGUAAAUAUUUUCUUCAUUGUUCAAAUAUUUUGUAAAAAACUAUUCCUGCAUAGUUGUUGUGACGGGCUGGGUAUUAUAUCAUUAUUAAAGAUAUGUUUAGUUCUUGUUGUUGCUAUUGGGAGUGAGGGUUUGAGUUUCCGUGUAUUUUGACAUUCCUUAAUGUUAAGUUCAUCUAGUUAUCUUAAAGCUCCUAAGUUGCUCAGUGUUUAGUCCUUUGUCUAUUAGGUCCUUUUGUGUCAUCACCCCUUGUGUUUUAGUCUCCCUUGUUGGUUCAUGUUGUCAAGUUGGCAUCAUGUCUGCGUCCCAUCAUGUUUCCUGUUUAUUUUGAAAAUCUUGUUUCCAUGUUCAGUUUACACUUCCCCUGUGGUGUUAUUAUGGUCUGUUCUGUCAGCUGUUUGCUCGUAUGUGUAUUUUAGUCUGUGUGUGUUCUUUCAGUCUUCGUCAGAUCGUCUGUGUUACCACCCAUCUCAUCUUGUCAAGGUUUUUUCAUGAUUCUUUGUUCUGGGCAUGUUACGUUUCUAGUUCAUGUUUUUUGAUGUCAUAGUUCCUCUCAUGCUCCAGUGCAAAAUCAUGUUCAUAGUUGUUCAUAGUCUACCGUUCCCAGUUUAGGAUUUAGUUUAGUUUUCACUAUGUUGCCUUGUUGUUUCACAUCGUGGGCCAUCUGACCUCAGGAAAUCACAUGAUAGGGUGGGGCUAGGUUUCACAAUGAGCUCACCCGAAACCCUGGCUGACUGUGACUUACACCCGUU
Messenger RNA from Oreochromis aureus, 2195 nucleotides. Its product is annotated as polymeric immunoglobulin receptor-like. NCBI's taxonomy places the organism in Eukaryota, Metazoa, Chordata, Actinopteri, Cichliformes, Cichlidae. The transcript is spliced from 11 exons. The record is from RefSeq and is a predicted model, not a curated record. The coding region runs from base 203 to 1339 and encodes 378 amino acids.